Lepisosteus oculatus (spotted gar) is the source of this 1315-nucleotide messenger RNA. The record is from RefSeq and is a predicted model, not a curated record. NCBI's taxonomy places the organism in Eukaryota, Metazoa, Chordata, Actinopteri, Semionotiformes, Lepisosteidae.
UGAGCUCAUGACAGGGAAGGGGAAAGCCGAUUUGUUGAUGAAAACUUGUUUUUCCGGUGCUCUCCCCAUUUGUGGACAUGUGGUCAAUCUAUUUCCUACAAGUCAACAGCCUCUACAAGUCCUGAGCUUCCUCCCAUCACGCAGAAGAGGAGUGUGCUAGAUAGAAACCAAGCUAUUUGAAAAGCUUUGCAGCUUAGUCACAGACAGCAAGAGAAUUAAAAACCUUUAAACCAUUCAUUUGUUUCUGUUUGUUUAUGACCUAUUCUCUGGGCUUUCGGUGGCGCAGAAUAUCUCAGCUCACAGAUGCUGAAUCCCCUCAGGUUUCUGAUUCCUGACGUGAAGUCUGACACCUGCAAGCAACAGGCACAAGACAAGCUAGUACAGAUAGCCAGGAAUGACAGCAGGAUGGAGCACCGCAUUUAGCCUGAAGUUCUUGGUUGUUCUGUACAUGCACACAGAGCUGCCUGCAUGUUUCCUGAUGCACUGCAAUUCAGGGCCCUGUCUGUCAGUGUGAUGAAGGAAAUUGGGGAAAAUGGAGGACAUUGCUGGUGGUAACACGGCAGAGCUCCAGAAAUCAUGCAAUUCCAAAAAUACAGAUGGUCAUUCUACGCUAAAGAAAUUUACAAUUCCAAGGAAGAAGAGGAACCUGGAAAAAGCUCUUCUGGAAGAAUGUCCUAAAGAAAGCAGGGAGUACAGCUACAUUCAUUCAACACUAAACGACUCCAGACUCGAUAUAACCUAUGAAAUAUUUCCACCAUGGGAGUGUCAAGAUGUAAAACUGGUCCACAAUGAAGAUCUUGCAAGGGAGUUUUCUGAAAAGAGGUUUGAGAUGCGCUCAAAGGGGAGACAUGGGAGAGAAAUGGAAGAAAGGUUCUGCUUUUUGGUCACCUCCAUCAAAGGUGCUGCACAACUGUAUGAAAACGGUGUGAAAACAUGCAAAACUGGUCCUUAUACCCUGGGAAACCCCUUGUAUGGAGUCUACUUAUUUAGACACGUGGACGUGGCUUUGAAAAGAGCCAUGAAAAAAUCAGCAGCUCCAAAAACUAUUGUUAUUUUUAAGGCAUUAUUUGGCAAGGUGAAAAGGGUAAAAUCUUGCGUGGGGAAGAUGGUGGACCAAGAUCCUACGAUACACUUUGACUGUUUUAUGUCCAAAGACCCGAUCAGCCACAAAGACACUCUUUCGCAGCAGGCUCUGGGCUCAUUUGCUCAGUGGAACGCUGGAAAAGAUGCACUGUGGCUGAGAGAAGAGGAAGAGGAGAGAACACCACCAUUACAUUUAAGCAUUAUGGCACCACAGAACAUAAUGUGGUUUUGA